CUAAUUUUGAUUGAACCAGAAAUACACUUCUCCAGCUUGAAAUAACCUCCAAAUGAAUUAUUGGCAGUGGUGACCGGUCCUUGGAAGUUAUUUGCACAAUAUAGCAGCCGUCGUAAACACUUAAAAUGGCGUUGUAGUGGUCUGCGUCGGAUUGACAAGAAGUGUCGUUACCUCAAAAUAAGAGUAUUUUGUAAAUAAAACAACAAUGCAAAGGUUUUAAAUCAUCGCAUCAUGGAAGAAUCUCAACCCCAGCGUACGGUCAAAAUGACUGAAGUCCAAGUGGCCAAUAUUUUAAAUGACUUCAUGCGUACUGAGGCUGUUGAAGAGGGCCUUAGUUGUUUUCUAAUGCAAAGGCCAGAAACAGACCGUAUGAGCACAUUGAAAUCUGAACUCAGUACAAUUCUCUCUAAUUUACCUCAGCAACAUCAAGAAGCCGGAGUGAAGCAAUACCUUAAUUUAGCUUCGUUAAUGACAAAUUCCACUCGACUGCAGCUUCUAUUGAAAGUUUUGCAUGAUUUAGUACAGAAAAAUGUACUUCAGGCGCAGAUGGUAUGUGAAUGCAUCUUGAUGUCUGAGAAGCUUACAUAUAAGAACAGUGUAUUUUGGAUUGAGUGUUUUCAUCUCAUCAAGAAAAUAAUUGGUGGUGUUUAUUAUAAAGGAGUCAGAGAUAUUAUGAAGAUAUGUCGGGAGAAAGUACAGACCCUACCUGUCAGACUUACUGCAUCAGUCAUGCCCCAAAUGAAGGCAGUUGAAAGUGUUUUGGAACAUUUAUUUGACCGCAGUGCAUGUCUUUUGCCAGCUUACCUCCUCAUUAAUGAGGUCAUGAAGAAUAGUACUGAUGGGAAAUCCUGCCCACACUGGAAACUUGCUCCAUUGCUGUCAAAUUUUAUUGAAAGUUUUCGACCUACUGCUCAAAUGGUUUCUAUCAUUGGGCGAGGCAAAAUGUUACCCAUAGUGUUAGGCACAGGUAUUUCUGACCAAUAUGCACUGCCCUGGCGACUUGAUGCUAACAGCCUCAAACUUCCUCUUAAGGGUACAUUGCCCUAUGAUCCACACUUAUUAGAGCCUCAGCAAGCUCUCUUACUUCAUGUUCUGGAUCAACCAUACAGCCGUGAUAUGGUGUGUGCUAUGCUAGGAUUCCAGAGACAGAAAGCUCAUGGCCAUUGUAAACCUCUGGAAAAUCAAAUUGUUGAUUUAAUUGUGGUAGCAAUGGAAAGAGCAGAAAAUGAAAGUCAUGCUGAGGGAAAUAUUCAUUCCAUGUGGCUUCAUUUGUCUUCCCUUAUCAUAUUUUUUGUUUUGGGCGGAUAUGCAAACUUUAACAAUCUUUGCCAAUCCUUGCAUAACAGACUUUCUGCUAGAACUGACCUAAGAAAAGGAAGGGACCAUGUAAUGUUUGUGUGUCUACAAUUUGUUACUGGAGCUAUAUCCAAAAACCCUCUCAGCGAAUUUUUGAGUCUUUUAAAGCUGUAUGACCUUCUAUAUCCAGAAAAGGAACCUUUGCCUGUUCCGGAUAUGAAUAAUCCUAUGUGCACCCACCAAUUGGCUGCCUGCUCUAUAUGGAUUCACUUUUACAUGAAAGCACAAUCUGAAAAGCUGAGUCUUCAUCGACCAAUCCCUCCUGCUUUGCAAGCACAUCAUGAUUUCAUUCAACAUCUUCAACAACAACAGCAACAACAACACCAACAACAGCAACAGCAACAUCAAUCAUCUCUCUAUACUCUCAAUAAUGGCUGCGAUUUUCGCAUUGCAGUGCUCUGCAAUGCUUAUUCAACAAACAAUGACAAAUUGAGUCGCCCUAUGUUAACAAUAGUUGACUCAAUCAAACAUUCCAGUCAAUCAAAUCAUUCCAAUCCAUCUCUUCAACCACCUUUUGUUCCACUGUCAAUGACCAUGUUGGAUGCUAUGACAGUACACUGUAAGAUGACAAUUAUCCACCAUAUUGUGACUCACAUUGUUAAAGCUGCUCAGUCAAAGUCCAAUAUGCCGCUACCCCCUGCUCUUGUAGAAACUUACAGUCGUCUUUUAGUUUAUACUGAAAUAGAAUCACUUGGUGUGAAAGGAUUUAUCGUUCAGGUUCUCCCAACUGUCUUUAAAGCUCAUGCUUAUGGUAUUCUUUACACAUUGCUAGAAAUGUUCAGCUAUCGAAUGCAUCACAUUCUGCCUCACUACCGUGUACAAUUACUGUCUCAUUUACAUAGCUUGGCAUCUGUACCACAGACCAACCAGACUCAGCUUCAUCUUUGUAUGGAAAGCACAGCUCUCCGCCUUAUUACUGGUCUUGCAAGCUCAGAAGUACAACCUGAGCUAUCACGAUUUCCCAAUGAACCAAAAGCGCUUGUUUCUGCAGAAUCUGAAGAGCUUAAUCGUGCCUUAGUGUUAACUCUUGCUCGGUCCAUGCACAUUACAGGAUCAGGACAAGAGCAAAGGGACAAAAGCCAGGUGCCAUGGUGCAAAGAGUUGCUAAACACAAUCAUGCAAUGCACACCGCACACAUGGGCAAAUCAUACACUAGAAUAUUUUCCUCCGGUUUUGAGAGACUUCUUUCAUCAAAAUAGAGUGCCCAUGGAGAACCAACACCAGCUCAAGAAAGCUGUUGAGGAAGAGUACCGAAAUUGGUCAAACAUGAGUAAUGAUAAUGAUAUAAUUAAUCAUUUUUCAGAACCUGGAACUCCACCCCUCUUUUUAUGUCUACUCUGGAAGGUUAUACUUGAGACGGAGAGAGUGAACCCAAUAGCUUAUACUAUACUGGAACGUAUUGGACCCCGAGCUCUUUCCACACAUUUACGUAAAUUUUGUGUUUACCUUGUGAAUGAGUUUAGUGCGAGCUCAAGCAGUGGACAACAACAGCAUCAUGUAAAUAAGUGUGUUGAUGCUGUCAAUCUUAUGAUAUGGCAAUAUAACAUCAUCACAAUUGAUCGUUUGGUUUUGUGCCUCUCUAUGAGACCUCAUGAGGGACAAAUGUGUUUCUUCAUCAUCCAAGUCUUACUUCUAAAGUCCUCAGAAUUUCGCAAUAGAGCUCAAAAGUUUGUCAGUGACAAUUCUCCUGAUCACUGGAAACAAUCAAACUGGCAUGAAAAGCAUAUGGCCUUCCAUAAAAAGUAUCCUGAAAAUUUUGGUCAUGAAGGCACUAGUUUGGAACAAUCUGGUGGUAACACCAAUGCUUAUCCAAUACCACCACUACCUGUUUACUUUGGAAAUGUCUGCCUCAGAUUUUUACCAGUUUUUGACAAUCUCAUUCACCGGUAUCUUGAGAUGCCAACAAGUGAAGUCAACAAGUCACUUGAGUCACUUCUAGAGCAUCUUGGCUGUCUUUACAAGUUUCAUGACCGGCCUGUGACUUAUCUAUAUAACACUCUUCAUUAUUACGAAUCAAAGGUUCGUGAUAGGGCAAGUUUAAAGAGACGCCUGGUGCAAGCUGUACUUUGUUCGCUCCAAGAACAUAAAGUACAUGGUUUUGGCUUAAGUGUACAGUACCAGCAGUAUAUGCUAGGUUCAUCUGAUAGCUGGAAUCCAGACCUUGAUUAUUACAAGCGACUGAUUGAAAGAAUAUGUGACACUAUGACUGGAAAGAUACAACUUCAUACAGAUUGGCGCUUCAAUGAAUUCCCAAAUGCUGCCUCUCAUGUUUUAUAUGUAACAUGUGUUGAGCUUAUGUCACUACCCAUGUCUCCUGUGGCUGUUGGAAACAGUCUGUUGGAUGUUGUUACAAAAGGAUAUACUGUAAUUCCACCUCAACAAAUAAUGAGUUGGAUUAAUGCAAUUGGACUAGUUAUGGCUGCUUUACCAAACUCAUACUGGCAGGCCCUCCAUGAACGACUAGUAUCAGUUAUUAACUGCCCACAAAUGUUGCGGUGGCCAUACCGUAACUCACCAUUUCAGAUGUUCAAUUUUCAAGAUACUCAUGAUUCUAUGCUUGAAAACAAGUUCUCAUAUGCCUUGGCUCUUGCUCAUUCUAUAUGGCAUCAUGCUGGGAGUGGUCAAAUAUUUCUGUUACCACGGUUUGUAAAGGAACAUUUAUAUCCAAUCAUACGCACUGAAGAGCAGCUUCUCUUCCUGUGUCAUCUCAUUGGACCCUUCUUUCAGCGUAUACAUGCUGAAACUCACCCACUAACAGAACUUACUGUUGCUUUGUAUGAAACUAUUGAACAGGUUGAUCAAAAUGUCCCCUACCUUCACCAUAUGGACACAAUUUGUGACCUGUUGUACCAUAUUAAAUAUAUGUUUGUUGGGGAUGUCAUCAAAGCCGAAUUAAUGGCUAUCAUAAAGAGACUGAGGCCUUCCUUGCAAAUGCGAUUAAGAUUCCUAGUUCAUUUAUCUCUAGAUGAAAUUAAAGGCUGUUAGAUUGUAUUAUUGUAUAUAUUUAUAUAUGAAUGUAUAAAGUCAGAAGUGUACAGCAUUUUUAUUAAUUUUAUUGACUAGAAGUAGUUACUGACAGGAUCAUGUUAUGCAAGAUACUUAAUUUAAGCACAAUUUGUUUUGAUUUCUUUCUUUUUUUUUCUUUUUUUUAUUAUCACAGGGUCUCUUGUGUCCUCUUAACUGAAAAUGAACUAGUUAGUUUUUGUUAUUCUGUACAACCACGUGAAUGUUUUUAUUUCAAGAAUCCUUCAGAUAAUUUAGAAAAUUAUGGUUAUAAUUUCAGGAGAUAAGCUCAGAUUGUUAGUACAAAUAUGAUUUUUAUACCCAUGUUUUUGGUCGUAUAAGUAGUACUACUUGAGAUUUCCCCGACUAUGUAAUAUGCAUUGCAGACCCAGCUUACCCCGCGUUUAAAUGAAAUCAAUUUUCUGAGCAAGUUUAAAUAAAAUCCCUUUUUUUUCUGAACUGUAA
Molecule: messenger RNA, 4824 nt
Organism: Frankliniella occidentalis (western flower thrips)
Lineage: Eukaryota; Metazoa; Arthropoda; Insecta; Thysanoptera; Thripidae
Gene: MED23
Product: mediator of RNA polymerase II transcription subunit 23
Exons: 17
Coding region: 232-4341 (1369 amino acids)
Biological process (GO): positive regulation of gene expression; regulation of transcription by RNA polymerase II
Cellular component (GO): transcription regulator complex; mediator complex
Source: RefSeq, a predicted model, not a curated record